ACAAAUGAAGAAGCGGAAAUAAGACCAACCAUCUCUCUCCACCAGGCAGUUACUGCUUUGAAAACAUUAACACAAUUUUUACAGUAUUCAACCGGGCCGGAGAUUCUACCAGAAGACAUUGCUGUACUUUAUAGGUUCUUCUGUUGGGCAACCCGUAAGUCAAGUAUCCAUGAAGGAUAUAGAUCAAAGGCCAAAGGACUUAGUGAAUCUAAAAAGGAGUUGCAGAAUUAUUACGAAAUUAUUGAAUUAAUCAUCAAAGGGUUCUUGACCAAAGGAGGCACCGGUUCUGUCGUAAGCGUAUUGGCCGUUCCUUUAGACUAA
Paraglomus occultum is the source of this 321-nucleotide messenger RNA. The record is from the annotation of a GenBank genome assembly. Lineage: Eukaryota; Fungi; Glomeromycota; Glomeromycetes; Paraglomerales; Paraglomeraceae.